AGAGGCAGGGCCUCUCCAGCCUGUGAUUUGUCAGGGAAAUCUCGGCCACCUGCUCCCCUCAUGCACAUGAACCCUAACCCUGACAGCUGCUCCUUGGGCCUCCUACUCUAAGCCCUGUCUUCCCUCUCUGAGCUUGCCUGGGACUCCGGGCAGCCUCGUCCCUCUGGUUCUUGCCUUCUCAGCCCCAGCAGGACCCUGUGAGUCCUGGGGGCCAGCAGUGGGCCCAGCCCCGGAUGGGAGCAGGGGACGGGGUUGCCCUCCACUUGCCAUUCUUUCUCCACCCAGAGCUGGGCCAGGCCUGUCCAUCCUCCUCUCUGGAGCCCCCGGACCUUCCCCCUCUCCCCCAGGAUCAGACCCUGGGGGCAGCUGGUUGGGGCUUGUCCAGAAGAAGGAUUAUCCAGAUCAGUCCCUUCUAAUCUCAGCUCCGGCCUACACCCUCCCCGUACUCACCGUAGCCCUCUCCGCGCCCCACCCUGAGCUAAGGAACACAGUUUUGGGUAUUGACAGUGGGCUGUCUCUCACCCUCGUUCUCUGGCUCCUGGACUGGUUGCUAGCUAGGCCCUGACUGCCAAGAUCAUCACCACUGGUGGGGGCCAGGGCCUGGGGGCCCCCCCCAGAGCUGUGGUCGUGCUGCUCCUUUGCACCCCUCCCAAACCCAGCCCUUAAUCCUCACAGCUUUGCUCUAAUCCCAUGGGGCCUGAUGCUCUGCUCUCUGCCUGGAGACUGGCCGGGGAAGCACCCGCACCCCUUCCUCCCUCCGGGGCUCGUUAUGGGGGGCUGCUUCUCCGUAGAGCCUUGCACUCCUGCUCCCACCCACCCACCCCCCAACUUGGGCUGGGCCCAAGCCUCUCGGAAGCCACACGCCUCCCGCUCUGUCCUCUCCCCCCACCCCGGCCAGCUGACUUCAUUUGCCUGACGUCGCUGGCCCUACCCUUCCCUGUCAGUGCCCCCCCGCCCCCCGCCCCCAGUCGGGGCCAGGCCAGGCCAGCUCCCCUGGCAGCAGAGCCGGGGCAGGUGACGGGCGGGCGUCGCAGCUGAGGGAGUGAGGAGGCGCCUGGGAACCGGAGCUGGAAGCCUAACGAGGUCCAGUCAGAGCCCAAGAGCCGGAGCCGCCCCUCAACCCGUCCGCCAUGGGGGAGAUGGAGCAGCUGCGGCAGGAAGCAGAGCAGCUCAAGAAGCAGAUUGCAGAUGCCAGGAAAGCCUGUGCCGAUGUUACUCUGGCAGAGCUGGUGUCUGGCCUAGAGGUCGUGGGACGAGUGCAGAUGCGGACACGGCGGACGCUAAGGGGACACCUGGCCAAGAUCUACGCCAUGCACUGGGCCACCGACUCCAAGCUGCUGGUAAGUGCCUCGCAAGACGGGAAGCUGAUUGUGUGGGACACCUACACCACCAACAAGGUGCACGCCAUCCCGCUGCGCUCCUCCUGGGUCAUGACCUGUGCCUAUGCCCCGUCGGGGAACUUCGUGGCAUGUGGGGGGCUGGACAACAUGUGCUCCAUCUACAGCCUCAAAUCCCGGGAGGGCAACGUCAAGGUCAGCCGGGAGCUCUCUGCUCACACAGGUUAUCUCUCCUGCUGCCGCUUCCUGGACGACAACAACAUUGUGACCAGCUCCGGGGACACCACGUGUGCUCUGUGGGACAUCGAGACCGGGCAGCAGAAGACUGUGUUUGUGGGACACACGGGGGACUGCAUGAGCCUGGCCGUGUCCCCUGACUUCAAACUCUUCAUUUCGGGGGCCUGUGAUGCCAGCGCCAAGCUCUGGGACGUGCGGGAGGGGACCUGCCGGCAGACGUUCACGGGCCACGAGUCAGACAUCAAUGCUAUCUGCUUCUUCCCCAACGGAGAGGCCAUCUGCACGGGCUCGGACGACGCCUCCUGCCGCCUGUUUGACCUGCGGGCAGACCAGGAGCUGACCACCUACUUCCACGAGAGCAUCGUCUGCGGCAUCACAUCCGUGGCCUUCUCCCUCAGCGGCCGCCUGCUCUUUGCGGGCUACGACGACUUCAACUGCAACGUCUGGGACUCCAUGAAGUGCGAGCGAGUGGGCAUCCUCUCUGGCCACGACAACAGGGUCAGCUGCCUGGGGGUCACAGCUGAUGGGAUGGCUGUGGCCACUGGUUCCUGGGACAGCUUCCUCAAAAUCUGGAACUGAGGAGGCUGGAGGAGGGGAGGUAAAAGGCCAUGAAGACACUCGGCUGCCCUCUCCCCUGCCCGAUUUCUUUAAGAUUUUCUCUUCUACCCCGCAGCCGCCCUUCCCGCCCAGCUUUCCCCUUUGAGGGCGUGGGGAGUACGGGGAGCGUGCCUUUGGGAGGCAACACCAGGGACAUGGGUGGGGAACUGCCCCAUCUCCUCCCAUGGCCUCCCCUCUCCAUGGUCCUGACAGCUUCUCCCUUAAUGAGCAAGGACAACGGACCCCCGGACCUCCACCCUUGGCAGGCCUAGCAGGCUUCCCAUCUGAGGCCACAGGCCCUAGGAUUCCCCCCCACCCAGAGCCACCACCUUUGUCUAGACCCGAGUGGCGCAGGGCCCUCAGCCCCGUGACUAUGGCUCUGGCACCACUAGGGUCCUGGCCCCCUUCUUCGUACUUUCUCCUUUGUCUACCUUCUUGCCUCUCCUAAAGCACUGGCAAUAAAGUAGUGCCCUGGUAUGUCUGUGA
Eubalaena glacialis (North Atlantic right whale) is the source of this 2657-nucleotide messenger RNA. It is a transcript of the gene GNB3, whose product is annotated as G protein subunit beta 3. The transcript is spliced from 10 exons. Gene Ontology annotation, molecular function: signaling receptor complex adaptor activity; protein binding. Gene Ontology annotation, biological process: G protein-coupled receptor signaling pathway. Bases 1131 to 2153 code for a protein of 340 amino acids. Lineage: Eukaryota; Metazoa; Chordata; Mammalia; Artiodactyla; Balaenidae. Gene Ontology annotation, cellular component: cytoplasm; heterotrimeric G-protein complex. The record is from RefSeq and is a predicted model, not a curated record.